Oryza sativa Japonica Group (Japanese rice) is the source of this 1341-nucleotide messenger RNA. The record is from RefSeq and is a predicted model, not a curated record. NCBI's taxonomy places the organism in Eukaryota, Viridiplantae, Streptophyta, Magnoliopsida, Poales, Poaceae.
UGCAGAGCCCGUGACGUGAGGGCGAGCUAGCCAACAACGCUCACGAGCCGAAUACAACCAAACGCCGCUCCGUCCGGCCACCUCCCCUUCCUCCUCCAUCAUCUCACCGGGUGCGCUUCCCCUCCCCUUCGUACAACGAAGAUUUGCUAUUCGCCAGGGCCCAACCACAGUUAUAGCUCACGUAGCCGCUACAGGCUUCUUCGCCGCCUCGUCUCCUCCUCGAUCUCCCUUCCUCCCUAGAAAAUCUCUCGGAUCUCGCCGAGAGCUAGCGGCUGGCUGGCGGCGGUGGCGCGGUGGCAGCAAAGUGUACGCUUUGCAGUUGCUGCCGGCGCGGCGCGGCAGCGGUGACGACGAAGAGGGAGGAGGAGAGAGGCUGUGUCGGGUUUGUGUUGUGUUUGUGUGUGUAGUGUGAGAUCUGGAGACGGCCGGGAGGAUGGCGCGCGGCGGGAGCUUCUCGCGGCUGCGGCUGCGCGCGGGGGUCGUUGUCGCCGCCGCCGCCGCCGCCCUGCUCCUCUUCGCCGUCGUCGCGCCGCCCGCCGCGGCGCUCAACAUCGGCCUCCAGUCCGCCGGCGACGGCGCGAGCAAGGCCGGGUUGUGCAGCCGCACGUGCGAGUCCGACCACUGCACGACGCCGCCGUUGCUGCGCUACGGCAAGUACUGCGGCAUCCUGUACAGCGGCUGCCCCGGCGAGCAGCCGUGCGACGAGCUCGACGCCUGCUGCAUGCACCACGACAACUGCGUCCAGGCCAAGAAUGACUACCUGAGCACGGCGUGCAACGAGGAGUUGCUGGAGUGCCUGGCGAGGCUGCGGGAGGGCUCGUCGACGUUCCAGGGGAACAAGUGCAUGAUCGACGAGGUCAUCGACGUGAUCUCGCUCGUCAUCGAGGCCGCCGUCGUCGCCGGCAGGCUGCUGCACAAGCCUUAGCUUACAUAGCCUCAGCCGUGCUGCAGGCACCACCCCUGCCGGCGGCGAACGGCGGCCGGAUCGACGGCAUGGGCGGCGCGAAGGAUGAGCAGUAUUGUCCUCUAACUUCGAAUCACUGACGUGUAGGUCCAGUAGAUGUGGGGCCUACAUGUCAGUCAGUCACAGUCAAUAAUGACCGUACUACAGAGGAUAAAGUGCUUGUGCGUUAUUGGGUGGGUGGUACAUGUUUUGCUUGCUUGGUGUGUGUCAGUGUGUGUGUGUGUGUGCAGCUUAGCUAGCACCGGGCUGGCGGCUGCGUGCGUCGCCUUCAACUUCACAGUUCACGUGGGCUCCCCCUUGACAGAGGCCCAGACUUACGACAAAUAUAUGCAGAUCACAAAUAUUACUACAUGGUUUUGGACUUCGGUUUUGUGCCA